Molecule: messenger RNA, 1177 nt
Organism: Polychytrium aggregatum
Lineage: Eukaryota; Fungi; Chytridiomycota; Chytridiomycetes; Polychytriales
Product: glycosyltransferase family 28 C-terminal domain-containing protein
Exons: 1
Coding region: 350-1024 (224 amino acids)
Biological process (GO): dolichol-linked oligosaccharide biosynthetic process
Molecular function (GO): hexosyltransferase activity
Source: RefSeq, a predicted model, not a curated record
ACGGGCAAGUGCCGGGGUGAAGAAGCGGGGGGCAGAAGCCCGCCAGAAAUCAACCGGGGGCCACCGGCCCAUGCUCCUCCGGCCAGGUCCUGCACCUGAUCAAGGAGCGAUCCCGCAAGGAGCGAUCCCGCCAAGACAAAACGACAAGCAUCAGCACGGCGAUACAUUCUGACGACUUGCUUUCACAAGCAUCAAGGCAGCGACUCACUUUGACGAGUGGCCACAUCGACGCAGCCGCUCUCGGGUAACAAUCAGCCCAGCCCAGCCCAGCCCAGCCCAGCCCAGCCUGAUCUGGUCCGGUCCAGCAUCUCCACAAGCACACAGAACCUCAGCAACCGCCGCAAACAUCAUGGCUCAGGCCUUCGUCACUGUCGGAACAACUCGGUUCGACACGCUGAUCGACCUCGUAUCGACAAGCAGCCUGGUCGCCAGGCUCAUGAAUCUCGGUUUUGCCCGUGUGGUCAUCCAACAUGGCCGCAGCCCGCUGGAUGUUUUGGCCUCAGCCCGGCACUCCAAGGCGAUGGAGGAAGUUGCAAUGAGUGCUCAGGAGCGGGACGACGUUCUCCCGAGCCUAGGUCUCGAGAGCAGCAGCAAUCCCACCGUCUGUCGGCUCCGGAAAGCCGCCCGAGGUGAUGGUGCCAUCGAGCAGUCGCAAGAGCCCGCCGAGGCCCAUACGACCAUCGAGGUCGUGGGCUUUUCCUUUGCUCCGUCACUUCGACGACAGAUGGAGCAGGCCGACCUCAUCAUCACACACGGAGGCUCAGGAUCGAUCCUCGAGGGACUCGAUCUGCGCAAGCCGCUCAUCGUUGUUGCGAACCCCAAGCUCAUGGACCAGCACCAAGCCGAGCUGGGAAGUGCGCUUUCGCACGAGGGAUUCCUGUACUUUGCCGCGGACUGCACCGAGGCCAGUCUCGGAAGGCAGCUGGAGCUUUGGCAGCGAAGCGAUCCAGGGUUGAAAGAAUGGUACGAUUGCGACGGGGGCGAGUUUGUCCGUCUGCUCAAGGACGAGAUGGGGUUUGUGUAGACCAGGGAGCUCUGGUUGUGGGCAGAGAUCCCCCCUCGCAUCAGUGGUGAUAAUAGUAGCCGAUCGUGGGCAGCACUCACCCGAUAUUCGUGGACGCCGGUGAGAAAGCGAGAGGGAGAGGGAGAGGGGAGCGCGAUGCCGACGACCAGACCC